AUGAAAUCCCUCAAAGUCACCUUCCCGGAAAUCCGCACCAUCGUCACCACCAACGACAAGCAGCGCUUCUCCCUCAUCCCCAUCAGCGAAGCACCAUCCUCGGACACCGACCCCGCACCCUCCUCCUCCUCCACGUCGGACCCAACCGCCGACCCCGACGACCCCUCCGCCUACCUCAUCCGCGCCAACCAAGGCCACAGCAUCAACUCCGUCGCCAGCGAAGGCCUGCUCACGCCGCUCACCGCAGACGAUGAGAAUUUCCCAUCCCUGUGCGUCCACGGCACCACCGCCGCCGCGUGGCCCGUCAUCCUCGCUUCCGGCGGCCUCAAGCCGAUGAAGCGGAAUCACGUGCAUUUGGCGCCUGGCCUGCCGGCUGGGUUUGCGCGGAUCGAGGAGAAGGCAGAGGGGGAGGCGGAGCAGGCGGCGGAGAGUGCGGAGAAACAGGUCCAGCCGCCCGUCAUUUCGGGCAUGCGGAACACCUCGCGCGUGCUGAUUUACGUCGAUUUGAAGAAGGCGUUGGCGGCGGGUGUGCCGUUUUGGCGGAGCGCGAAUGGGGUGAUUUUGACGGAGGGGGAUGGUGAGAAGGGGGGUGUGUUGGGGUUGGAGUUUUUUGAGAGGGUUGAGGAUCGGAAGGCGGGGAGGGUGUUGGUGAGGGAUGGGGUUGUUGUAGGGGAUGGUGGCGUCGAGGGGAUGAAGGGGGAUGUGGCCGCGGGUGGUGGUGGUAGAGGUGGCAGGGGUGGGAGGGGUAGGGGUGGGUGGAAGGAUGGGAGGAGGGGUGGGGCUGGGGAGGCGUUUUGA
Messenger RNA from Lasiodiplodia theobromae, 798 nucleotides. RefSeq names its product tRNA 2phosphotransferase 1. The record is from RefSeq and is a predicted model, not a curated record. Gene Ontology annotation, biological process: tRNA splicing, via endonucleolytic cleavage and ligation. Gene Ontology annotation, molecular function: tRNA 2'-phosphotransferase activity. Lineage: Eukaryota; Fungi; Ascomycota; Dothideomycetes; Botryosphaeriales; Botryosphaeriaceae. Bases 1 to 798 code for a protein of 265 amino acids. The transcript has a single exon.